ACACCAGGAGCAGCGUCGCAUUCAGUAGCUAGUCUUCUUCCUCCGCCGCUCUCGCCAUCGACGACGCCGAGGCAGGCAGGCAGGGAAGCGAUCGCCAUGGCGCCUCGCAGCCGGUUCCUCGACCUGGAGAGGCACGACGUGCUCUUCUUCUACGGCGCCUACCACCGCAGCGACGACGCAGGCGCGGGCGCGGCCACCCACGCGCUCGUCUUCUGGCCCGUCUUCCUCGUCGCCGCCCUGCUCCUCCACCUCGUCACCCCGUUCCCGCACGCCGCCGCCGUCUGCGCGGGGAUCUACGUCGCCUACUGCUUCCUCCUCGACCGCGCGGCGCGGGCUUCCUCCGCCGGGCCGGCGGCGGCGCCCUCUCGCCCCACUGCUCAGUGCGUGACGAGGGCAGGCUAUACGAUCGGGCAGGAUUCAUGAGCGCGUAAUGAUCAAGUUGAUUGGUGCGGGAACAGAGCUAUGGAGUAGUCUGGUCUCUGUGGCCUUCUCCCAUUGUGAACAUCAGGCAGCUGGCGGCCUGAGACUCCUGAUGUAUGAGCGAUGUCUUGAUCUGUGUACAUUCACUUCGAGAUUGGGUGGCAAUAAUGUAAAAAUCAGAGAAAAUGUUCAUAAUCUCGCAGCGUUGAACCUGGAAGAUGAAUGGCUUGCAUUGUUUGCUUUCCGUCAGUCUUGUUUUUCAGAUGUUAUACUGUGAACCAGUAAGACCAGACGAUAUCAAU
This is a messenger RNA of Panicum hallii, 722 nucleotides long. RefSeq lists its product as uncharacterized. The record is from RefSeq and is a predicted model, not a curated record. The coding region runs from base 97 to 423 and encodes 108 amino acids. The transcript has a single exon. Lineage: Eukaryota; Viridiplantae; Streptophyta; Magnoliopsida; Poales; Poaceae.